AUGGCCGAGCGGCGCAAGCGCUUGUUGCUGUCGCUCUUCAUUGCAGCCGCAUGUUGGGCAGGGCAGACAGGUGACGGUACGGUGUUUGUACUGGCGAGAGGGGAAAGUGGAGCGAGGCCCACGAGCGUCUCGCACUCACGAGUGCAGCUUGCAGGGAUUUCAUCCGGGGUAUCUGUGGAGAACAUGGAGAAGCACCCGAGGCUGCCAGUGUGGCCUGCCUGGUUCGGUAUCGUGUACAUUUUGCUAGACCUUUUGCUUGGCAAACCAAGUGUCGGGGCAUGGCUCGAAGAUCGAUUUGGAGGCCGUGUUUGCCCCAUGAUCUUUCGCGACACCACAGCAUCCGACCCCUUCCUGCUGGUCGCGCACCAUCGCCACUCCUUCAAUGCCUUCGAUCCGUUCCGCUACCUGUUCCGGUUCUUGUUGCCGGAAGGCUUCCCAGCCCACCCACAUCGAGGCUUCGAGACAGUCACCUAUGUCCUUCGAGGCGGACUUGUGCAUCGUGACUCCUUGGGUGUCAAGAAGUCGUAUGGUGCACCAAAAGAUUCCAGUGGAAGCGGCGCAGAUGCCGCAGUACAGUGGAUGACCGCUGGAAGUGGAAUGCUGCAUGAGGAAAUGUGGCGAACAGGUGAAGCUUUGGAGAGCUCUGACCAGGAGCUCUUUCAAAUCUGGGUCAACCUUCCCAAAGCAGAUAAGUACACCAACCCUCGAAUGCAGAUGCUUGGAAGUUCUGACACCGCCGAGAGCUUUUCCGCUUCAAAGCUAGGAGGAAUGCUGACUGAAGUUCACGAGCGUGGACCGGUGCCUACGGUGGAGCCUGCUCCAGGAGUAUCGGUAUGCAUCGUUGCAGGUGAAGCCGAUGGUGUCCGCAGCCCCAUCGAGACAUUCUCGGAUAUGGCUAUCCUUCACGUCACCUUGCAACCCGGAGCAGUGUGGGCCUGGCCCAAGCCGGCGACGUGGAGCUGCUUGCUGUACACGCGCAAAGGCGAGGCCAUUCUGGGCGAUGACGAGACGCUUCCCGUCCAUCACACGGCGACCCUCACCCGUGCAGAGAUUGAUGAGGAGCUCAAGCUGGCCGCAAGCCCGCAGGAGGCUGCAGAAGUCCUUAUCCUGGCUGGCGCGCCUCUGCGGGAGCCAGUAGCCAUGGGCUCGAACAUCAUCAUGAACUCGGAUGCAGAGCUGGCCGUAGCCAAUCGAGAUUUGCGACGAGGCUAUUUCGGGCCGAGUUGGGACCACACCGAUGACGAUGCCACUUGGUUGUCCACCGUUACGAACCACUGGGGCAAAAUGGCAGAUGCUUUGAGGCGCUGA
This is a messenger RNA of Symbiodinium sp. CCMP2456, 1308 nucleotides long. The record is from the annotation of a GenBank genome assembly. Lineage: Eukaryota; Dinophyceae; Suessiales; Symbiodiniaceae.